Mercenaria mercenaria is the source of this 1799-nucleotide messenger RNA. RefSeq lists its product as uncharacterized. Bases 681 to 1700 code for a protein of 339 amino acids. The record is from RefSeq and is a predicted model, not a curated record. Lineage: Eukaryota; Metazoa; Mollusca; Bivalvia; Venerida; Veneridae. The transcript is spliced from 2 exons.
CGUGUAAAGUGUCUCGGUUACCCUAUUGUCCCAGUUACCCCAUUUUACUCUAGAUUUCUUUCAUUUGAGAAAGGCACCCAUCUGACUUAAAGAAGACCGGAGGUUCUAGCUAUGUUGUUCUAGAGAUGUUUGACUUAAAAUUAAAAAAAGUGGAAAAUCACAGGUCGCCCAAUACGACAUAAAAGAAAAUGUUGCAGGAUCGGUUUGAUUGAGCCUAUUCAUGGACCGUUGUGGAAAUGCAAGCUACCGUCCACGCCCUCUAGCUCCGGGUUGAGCAGAACUCAACAACUUAAAAUCAAGUCAAAAACAAAACAAACCAUUUUCUUUUACAAUAUUUUGCUUAUCAGCUUGUCCGGACCUUAUUUCAGCUAUUUUAGUGGGAAACGCGCAAAUAGAUAUUUUUGUUCUUGUUAUCAACGCAUUUGUAUCUCAUCGGGGCGGAGUCACGUGUAUUGUAAAUAACACUGUAAUCACCCAAUAAACAAUCAGUUGUAAAUUGAUGCCGGAGUCAAAUUCAUUUUCAUUUUUUUAUUUUGAAACUGAUCACGCUAAGGAACGGACGUUUUAGUAGCUUUCUAGCUUUAAACCUUGAAUAAUCUGCUGACCAACACAAUACCAUCAAUGCGAUCUUAUCUUUGAGAAAAGAAAAAAGAGGUUAACGAGUUAGUUAAAAAAAAGACAUGGCAAGAUAUUUAGAAUAUAGAUCUAAAACAUUUCUUUCUGUUCUAUCAAUACUUCUUUUUAUUGCCUUUGUGCAAUAUUUUGUUGACGAUGCUGGAGAUGAUGGAAUUAGUACACUGAAACAAAAUUUGGAUACGAAGAAGGAUGUACUUAAACGUUACGAUUUACGAAUCCUUGUUAUAGUGUAUAACAGAGUUCAUUCACUGCUCCGAUUGCUUAAUUCACUGAACGAAGCUGAGUAUGGUUCUGAUUACAUUAAACUUGAAGUGUGGAUAGACAGGGAGGCAAAUGGAAAUGUUGACCGUCUCACUUUGCAAGCGGCUAAUUCUUUUACAUUUAGAUAUGGUGAAUAUGAAGUAUUACUCCACCCGCAGCAUGUAGGUAUUUAUGGACAAUGGUUUACAACAUGGAAACCUGACGUCAACAGUUCAGAAAUUGCAGUAAUUCUUGAAGACGAUUUAACAGUUUCGAAAUAUUUCUGGAGAUAUCUAAAAGUAGUUCAUCAAAAGUAUGACAAAAAUGCGAUCAUUAAUGGCUAUUCAUUACAAGGUCAUUCUAUAACGUUUAGCGAAACGCACCAUCACGCUAUCUUGCGCGGACCAAAGGACAGUUUUGUUGUCCUCUUUCCAGUUCUCGGGACAUGGGGAUUUUCACCAAGCACAAAAAAUUGGAAGAAAUUUUUAGACUGGUUCGAAAAUCAAGACAUAAAUACGUUCAAGCCGUAUGUCCCUGGCAAUAUUGCGACGGGGUGGUAUAAGACUCUUUCCCGCCAGGGAAGAGCAAAUACUAUGUGGUCGAUGUGGCAUAUAUAUUACGCCUGGAAAAACAACGAAUCUACUCUACAUUGUAAUUUUCCAGAUAGUGCAGGAUUAACAACUAACUGGAGAGAAAAAGGCUUACAUUUUGCUAAAACGGAAGGAUCUUCAAACAAGUUGAUAACAGAAUGGAAAACGGAAUACGAAAAUUUGUCUGACCACGUGCCACAGUUAGAUCUUUCGGGAAAAAUAAUUCACAAUUAACCUACAUCAUUACAUGUAUACCAAGUGUCAAGAAAAGGAACGGUUAUAAAACGUUUGCAUUACACAAACAGUUUAUCCAACACUUCAAUAAGAGCCCUU